Venturia canescens is the source of this 4717-nucleotide messenger RNA. RefSeq lists its product as uncharacterized. Lineage: Eukaryota; Metazoa; Arthropoda; Insecta; Hymenoptera; Ichneumonidae. The record is from RefSeq and is a predicted model, not a curated record. The transcript has 6 exons. Gene Ontology annotation, cellular component: membrane. The coding region runs from base 566 to 1507 and encodes 313 amino acids. Gene Ontology annotation, biological process: lipid metabolic process. Gene Ontology annotation, molecular function: oxidoreductase activity, acting on the CH-CH group of donors.
AGGGCCAUUGCAUCUAUGUUGUUAAUGCUGCAUCUAGGGUUACUGGCGCUAGCGAACAAACUACUGUGCUGCUUUCGUGAUUCCAAAUUCUAGUCCUAUUCCGUAAAUGCAAUAAGAUUCCCGUUCCUACCUGGCGAUUCGUUUACUCGCAUUUUUUUCCUCAGUCGAAUCAUUGUAACCUUCCUCCCCCGCUCUCCGAGCAGCAGUGCAACCGAACGUUAUCUCGCGAUCUUUGAAAUCGCGAUGAACACUCGCGACUAAAAAACGCCGCUGCUGCAGUCACUUUAUCUACGAUACAGUUAAUAUGAUGUCCUAAAUAUCUUCGAUGCUGAAAUACAUAUAUGUGCAGUCAUUUUCCAAACGUUCUUGAUAUGCGAACUGUGUGUGAUGUAUGAAAUCUCAUCUCGACCGUGCAGCGUUUACAAGUAGGCGAAAUUGAUAAAAAGUUACAUCCAUUUUGUACGUCGUUACCUUCUUGAGCGUUGUUUAUUCGAAAAAAAUUAACAUUUUGUGCAUCCGUGACUAUCGGAAUCGCCACGAAGAGGUCGAAAUAAGUGAGGGAGAAAUGGCGGUUGACAUACUAGACGAAGAUCACCUUGCUGUCAGCGCUAUCGUUACAGUAGGGAUGCAACUUAUAUUUUUCACCAUUGCCGCGACUUUUCAAAUGGACAAGCUGACCGAUUUUGCUGGGGGUACAAACUUCAUAAUUCUCGCUCUCCUCACUUUCUUUCUCGGACAAGUCGGCAAGACAUACGAUAGUCGUCAGCUGAUGGUCACUUUAUUCGUGUGCGUCUGGGGGGCGCGUCUCUCCGGCUAUCUUCUGUACAGAAUCAUUAAGAUUGGUAGAGACAAAAGGUUCGAUGACCGCCGGAGCAAUGUUAUACGUUUCGCUGUUUUUUGGACCUUUCAGGCAAUUUGGGUGUACGUGGUUAGCCUUCCCGUAAUAUUCAUCAACUCGCCACGGCACAAAAUUCCACCAGCACCAAAAACCAUGACGACCCUUGACAGCGCCGGGACAGGAAUGUUCGUGGUCGGCCUCCUCGCGGAAACAUACGCGGACCUUCAGAAGUUCGCUUUUCGACAAGACCCAGUGAAUAACGGAAAAUGGUGUAAUGACGGACUGUGGAGGUUGUCGAGGCACCCGAAUUACUUUGGAGAAAUAGUCGUUUGGUGGGGGAUUUUCGUAAUAUCCCUCAACGUAAUCGAAGGCCCGGAAUGGGUCGCAAUCGCGUCGCCGAUAUUCACAACGAUAAUCCUCUUGUUUUUAUCGGGUAUGCCACUUUUGGAGAAGGCAUCGGAUGAGAGAUAUCGAGACAACGCCGAGUAUCGCCAGUACAAGCAAAAGACGUCGCCCUUGAUCCCGGUGCCUCCAGCAAUAUACGGCGAAGUACCGUGGUUUUUGAAAUUCAUACUUUGCUGUGAAUUCCCACUGUACGAUUCUCUGGACGCAAAACCCCGAUCUGCCGUAACCGAGUCAACGUCGAUAAGCCUCGCGGCGUCCACGUAGCUAUAAUCAUCCGUCGGGUGACCAGCAACGGCCCCCGGCGCUCAACCAGUUAACCUUACUUAAUUUACUUUCCGAUUAUCUCUCCUUUCGCGUAAACCUUAUGAUACACGCUUGUCUAAACUUCAUUUCCAUUUUUUGACCACCCUCGAGGCUGUGCGUCGCUCGACCGCGCUUCCGUCAUCUCGCAUCUCUCUGGCACUGGCGACGAAUUUCCUCGACCGAUUCGUACCCUCGAAGAUUUCAGUCCUCGCGGAGCGCGACCCUGGAGCUGAUGCAAUCAAUUGUUUCGCCCCUCUAUUUCCAUAUUUUCUUCUUCUUCUUCUUCUUCUUUAUGCUCUCUAUAUUCUCUCCUUACUUUUAACAUUGAAUCAAAAAUUAAUGAUUUCUAUACGCGCUGUUGCGUCAAAAUGUACAGCCGAAAAUCCGCGUAUUUCAUUCAAACUGUACUUCCGUACAUUUUGCUUCCAUUCUAUUGUUUUUUUUACUAACGAAUCCGUCAUAUCUACCGCGAUGUACGUACGUACGCACAGACCGUAUAAUAUCGAACGGAAUAUUUUGCCAUUUUCAUAGACGAAAUACCGAUUAUUCGAAGAACGUCAGAGACAUCAAUUCUUUUUUCUCAGACUGUAAAUAAAGGUCUCUCUCAAUAAAUACCAUCCAUUUGGGAUGGUAGCAAAGUACGUUUUCGACAAACCGCUAGAAAAAAAACGGGAGGAUCUAAAAAAAGUCGGCAACUAAACCUUAAACCGUUAGUUUUUCGAUGCUGCCAAGAUAAUUGAAUGUUCGAUUUGUCCACAUUAUCUUGAGUGGCGUCAUUAUUUUAUUCAGUUACCGAUAAGUUUCAAUAACGCUCAAACACAAAAAUACACUCGUUAUCAAUGUGUGAUAGUACUUGAUUAACGAUUAAAACAAGCGCUGACAAUUCAAUCGACAUCAAAUAAUAUUGUUAUUGACGAUAAUAACGAAACUCUCAAUUUUUCGAGCCCAUCGAUCACCAAGUCGAAUCGAAAAUAAUCGCUAUUAUUAUUAUUGUUACUACUACUCAAGUUAGAAUGUGCCAUAUACUGAUUAAAGCUCCAUCCGAUCUGCGACACGCUUCAACAAAAUGUACACGAAGGUGCGAAUUGUUAAUGCUAUCGUCGCAGUAGAAUCGACCUUCGGGCGAUAAGAACGAAACAAAAAAUUUGUAAUUCUCCAAUUAUUUAUUUCACGAAUCAUUGGUGUGGAUUGAAAAAUAACAAAUUUGAAAUAAGGGAGGGAUAAAAAAAUUGGAGAAUUACGAAAAUCUCAUUUUCGUUUAUUUCGUUGGAGGCUCCAACGUUGCAAAACUCAGCGUCAUUACGACAUACGUUGAUAUAUCAACGAAACAAACCCGUCAUAUUUUUCAUGACCCAACGACGAAAGUGCUCUAAUUUCACUAUUAAAAUAAUAGAUACUGCGUGUGUGCAGAUAACGAGAUAUUUGAAACGAGACGCCUUCGUUGCACACACUCGCAACGAAUGGCGAUCGAUCGUUUUUGUUCUGUUUUAACUUGGCGUUUUGGCACAGUGGUGACGUUUAUAACUACAGCAAGAAACGUCCUAAUUUUUCAAUCUAUACAUACUCAUGUAUUAUAGUUAAUUUUCGGAGCUAGUUUAACAACUCAACGCUACAGUGCAAUAUCGUAUAGGAAAAAAAAAGUAUUCCAAUUUAAUCGAAAUAGCAUCUAAUAAUGUUUAAAAGUGGAUCGAAAUAACGAUCUUUCUAAGAUUGUUCGAAAAUCAAUAAUUAUUAGUCAGGGUGAAUUCACCAUUGCGAAAUGAAAAUUAGGAUCGAUUGAUUCGAGAUUUUUGCGCGUACCGGAAACUCUACUCGCUAAUUACAAAUUGCCUUUUUCAAAACCGGACCAAUCAGGGCUUUUGGUUAAGCUUUAUCACUGAUUACAUUGGAUGGUGAUUUAUGAGAAGCUCGUUGUUUCCGGUAUCGAAGAAUCUGUAGAAUAUGUUAAAAUGAUAACGAUAGCGGCGAAAAAAAAACAAAUUCCGCAGAAAAGUCGUGCGCAUACAGUAGAUUAAUAUUGAAGAAAAUUUUAUUUCGAGGUUAUCUCCGACUACUUAAAUACCAAAUUGUAUUACGGUAGAAAAAACGCUUCCGUCAUGGAAAUAGCGAGCGUACGAUUCGAUAGGGGAAUGAGGUAAAAUAAAAAAUUACAAUUCCUCUUCUUUAGCCAAGAGAGAAGCUCGCUUCAAUAUUGUGAGACGUGUAUUACGUGACAUUUGUAAGAAAAGAAAGAGCGUUGAUCGCUGUGCUUUGAUGCAGAAAAAAAUGAGGCUGGGUUUGACUGUGAUCGUACUAUAAAAAAAGUUAUUGCGGCAUUAAACGUCUGGAACGUCCUAUUUAUUUAUUUUUCAAUAAUAACGUGUUGACUCGUUGAAUGUUCUGAAUAUUUCAUAAAAGAGCUGACGAAUGAUGAACUGAUAAAAAAAAAAAAAAAAGAAACUGUUCCUGCAGAGCGAAUGAAUGUGCUCGCUGCGAGCAGCUGGAAAAAUUUAUUCCGACACUGGAUGACUCGCAUAGAUUCAUUUUGAAGCAACUUUUUUCUGCGUUACACACUUGUCAAAUGUAGUCACUAUAUGUGGAAACGAUUGAAUCGCGGCUCUAAAAAAAUUUGAAAAAAAAUAAUAAAUUUAAUGAAUGAAACAGCAAAAUAUGAGAACUAAACUACGCAUAGUUACGUGCGUUCACGCUUGAUAUUGAUAAUUGGAGAAUAUUGCACACAACCGAGAAAAAUAUCAUUAAUCCUGGUAGUACAGAACGUAUUAAUUUAUAAAUAUCCAUAGGAAUUAAGUAAAUCACGUGAUAAAGCAGUAAACAGCCGCGUUAUAACAUUGAAUGCACGUUUAGUAAAUUUGGAUCAUCUUAGUUUUAUAAGCUUCCUCGCACACUCUCGUCCUUUCACGACUUUAUUUUCUUCCAUUCUUCAAAUUAUCGAUGAAUUAACGAACACGUUGCUCCCGUCAAACGAGAGCCGGACGACGAAAAUGAAUUUAUUGCUAAUAGAAUAUUGUUAAGUAAGAAUUGAACAAUAGAAUUAGGCUAAAUCAAAUUUCAUAUCGACGAGAAUGAACAAUUUCAUAAUUAUCACCUAUUAUCUAAUAAUAGAAAUAAAAUUAGAUGGCGAUGAGAUUGUAAUGGAAAAUUAAAGAACGACGACGAAUAUCAUUCAUUGAA